UUUAGUAAUCUUUGUAUAUAUUACGAGUUCAGAGAAGCUUAUUUGUAUUUCGUAUUUUAGGUUAAGUUGAUUUUAUCGAGGAUUAAAAAAAUAUUACAGAAAGUUCAUCUUAAUCUACAUGACCAAGUGAGAGUUACUAACAUGGAUCUUAAACCAGUAACACAUGUUCUUUUUGAUAUGGAUGGUCUAUUACUAAAUACUGAAGAUUUGUACACUGAGCUAUUUCAGAGAAUUGUGUCAAAGUAUGGAAAGGAAUAUACAUUUGAUGUAAAGUUAAAAUUAAUGGGAACUCAAGCACUUGAAAGUGCUUCAAUUGUUAUCAGAGAACUUGACCUUCCAAUGACCCCGGAAGAGUUUCUUGAAGAAUGUAAAAAAGGCGAAAGUCUUUUUGCUGAUUGCCAGUUAAUGCCAGGUGCUAGACGACUUAUUGAACAUUUGCACCAACACAAAAUACCCAUAGCUUUAGCUACAAGUUCCGGAGAAGAAAGCUACCAUUGCAAAGUAGAUAAACAUUAUACAGAAUUUUUCUCAUUGUUUCCUUACAAAACAUUUGGAUCCUCCGACCCUUCUGUAAAGAAUGGGAAGCCUCAUCCAGACAUCUUUUUAGUAACAGCAAUGAAAUUCCUGGAUAAACCUGUACCCGAAAAAUGUUUAGUAUUUGAAGAUGCAGUAAAUGGUGUAAAAGCUGCCGUUGCCGCUGGUAUGCAAGUUGUCAUGGUUCCAGAUCCUCGUAUAGACAAAAUUUUGACUACAGAGGCUACGCUUGUGCUUAGUUCGUUAGAAGAAUUUAAACCAGAACUGUUUGGCCUACCGCCAUUUACAGACUAGUUUUAAAUAUAACCGUACUAUAUUAGCACCUUUUUAAUUUAUGAAUUAGUGUUGCAGUCUUGAAGUAGUAGACAGGACUAUAAAUGUGUUUUUCACAGAAAACGAUUUACUAUUAAACAAAUAUUACUUGCUUGGUUUACCAAAUUAUGUACUUAAAUAUGGUUUAAGUAUUAUUGUUUCCAGUCAGCUAUGUAUAUAUAUAUAAUGUUAAUAGAAUAAUGUAAUUCCAGUAAUUAAGGUAAUGUAACUGUGAUAGUUUUUUUAAUGUCACUAUACAAACAAUAUACAUAAUACAUAGGUAAUGUAUUUAUUUUUGUGUUCUAUAAUAAAGAAUCGUAAGAA
This is a messenger RNA of Pieris brassicae (large cabbage white), 1170 nucleotides long. RefSeq names its product pseudouridine-5'-phosphatase-like. The transcript is spliced from 4 exons. Gene Ontology annotation, molecular function: phosphatase activity. Lineage: Eukaryota; Metazoa; Arthropoda; Insecta; Lepidoptera; Pieridae. The record is from RefSeq and is a predicted model, not a curated record. The coding region runs from base 142 to 828 and encodes 228 amino acids.